GUUCGAAAACUCCCGGCAGGGGCGUUACGCGAAGGUGACCCUCAAACCCCGAACUUCUGCGAAGAUGUGAGAUUGCUCUCGUUAUGUUUCCCAUGUUACACCCCAUUGUGCUAGGUAGAGAAAACACCGUACAUUGACGUGGCCACGGGGUUUCCGCCUAUCACAUUGGUACCUAUGGCUACAACCCUUCGUCUAACGGCUCACGAUCAGAAUCCCCGAUGAGGAGACGUCUUAUUUCGACACAGUGAUCAAGGUUGAUCGCGAUAAGUGAAGCGAAGCGAGGUGGAAGUCUCAUGUUGUUCCUUGAAGACUAAUCAGUGCGUGGGGAUUCAGAGUCUGACCGCUGAGCCAAGAGGAGAGAAGACGUCCGUGUAUCACGCGAUUGCGGUGAUUGUGGAGUGCGGACACGCUAGAAGAGCGGGGGAAGACGGUGACGCGCAGGCGUCGGUACUGCAGGCAUUGCGGUGGGAACUGCCGAGUGUCCACAGCAGUGGCGGAUAAGUAUGCCUCUUGUGAAUAACAUGGCUGCCACACGGUUUCGCGUUGCAUUCGCCGCCACUCAGGAUGAAGACCCUGAAAUAUCGUUGAAAAACGGCAUUGCCACCCACCCGGCUAUUGGGAACGGAAAACUAAACGGUUAUGCAAGUCUCGCGAGCGAUCUUCACGUUCGGAAACGAAGAGUUGUUGACACACCAACAAGCUACAAGUCGAAAGAAUCGUUCGAAAAAAUAUCUUUCAUAACAUCGGCUCUUACCCACCUUGGAUUUUACUUCUUAAUGUUCUUAGGCUUUGUUAAUCAAUUACUGUUCACGCCGAAAGUGGCUCAAGAACAAAACAGAAAGGGUUACGCUCCACUCUAUGAUCAAUUUGAGGUAUUCUACCUACGAUAUGUUUACCGGAGAAUUCGCGACUGUUGGAAUCGACCAAUUUCCUCCGUACCCGGUGCAGAAGUUACGCUAAAAGACCGAGUUACUCACGAUUAUGGCUGGUCCUUCAAAUUCACAGGAACGGAAACUCGGUGUAUAAAUUUAGGCUCUUACAACUACCUCGGAUUUGCAGAAUCAUCUGGGAAAUGUGCAGAGCAAAGCAUCCAGACGCUCAAGAAGUAUGGCUGUGCCAGCUGUAGCACGCGCCUGGAACUAGGUAACAUGCCAAUUCACAAUGAACUGGAGAAAUUAACUGCCAAAUUUCUCGGGGUUGAAGAUGCAAUUGUAUUUGGAAUGGGAUUCGCGACAAACUCUCUUAACUUACCAUCCCUCAUUACCAAGGGGUGCCUAGUUCUCAGCGACGAAAAAAACCACGCCUCUCUUAUCCUCGGACUUCGAUUAUCAGGUGCCGUUACUAAGGUCUUCAAACACAAUAAUACAAAUCAUCUCGAAAGGUGUUUGCGGGAAGCAAUUGUACACGGGCAACCCGGUAGCGGCAAGCCAUGGAAAAAGAUAUUCAUUAUCGUCGAGGGUAUUUAUUCCAUGGAAGGCUCCAUCGUUCACCUUCCUGACAUUUUGAAACUGAAGAAAAAAUACAAGGCCUAUCUUUACCUCGAUGAGGCGCACAGCACUGGCGCUAUGGGGACCCAUGGUAGAGGGGUUUGCGACUAUUAUGGAAUCGAUUCUCGACAGGUCGACAUACUUAUGGGAACUUUCACGAAAAGUUUUGGUUCUGCUGGCGGGUACAUAGCUGGCACUAAGGAACUUAUUGAUCAUUUACGAGUACACAGUCAUGGACAUACCUACGCCUCGUCCAUGUCACCACCAGUGGCACAGCAAAUUAUCACUUCAAUGCGUAUCAUAGCUGGAGAGGACGGCACAGACGCGGGACGCAAUCGCACGAAACAGCUUGCCAGAAACACAAGAUAUUUCAGACGCAGGCUCAAUCAGAUCGGCGUGAUUAUUUACGGUAACAUGGAUUCGCCAGUAGUGCCUAUGAUGGUUUAUCUCUACUCAAAAAUCGGAACCGUGGUGCGAACGCUGACAGGGCACGGAAUCGCAACGGUUGGCGUCGGUUUUCCAGCCACUCCGCUUAUGGCGGGCAGAAUACGUUUCUGCCUAUCAGCGGCGCAUACAAAGGAACAGUUAGACUACGUUUUAAAAAAAAUUGAAGACAUUGCUGACACGCUGGGCCUCAGAUAUUCGAGGAAACCACGCGAUCCAAAUCCGAUAGAAUAUUACUCAGACAGCGAAACCGAAUGACCUGCCUCGUAGUCUCAGCUGGUUUAGAACGUUCAAUACUAGGGUAAAGCUUUUCUUGUGAUAGCUAACGGGGUGGAUGUCACCUUAUUCACUUAGACCCUAGUACCUCAGGUCACUAACGGCAGAAGUCGGAUUCACAGUAACAGUUGAAGAAAAGUUACCCUCCUAAUUAUUUAUCUAUAUACAUACAAGAACCGGCUAACACGUAGAGCGAGAACAAAAAUAAAACUCUAGCACAUACACGAAAAAGCAUAUAGCGGAAGUAAUAGAUCGGAAACGUUGAAAGUACACGGGAUUAUUUUACCUUUCCUUGUAAGCCUGAAUCUGGGGGAAUAUAUUAACUAGUCAGAAGAAUUUAUCAAAGCUAAUCAAACCGUCGAUGUAUCAAGUUGACUGCGACGUAAACGAAGCUUAUUUUAGGCUAAUCAUAAUGUGCUGGCACAAGCGAUUGAUUUCUCAAAAUCAAAGGUAGCAACUGUAAAAGUAAACGGAUGUAAACUCAAAGUGGACGGAGUAUCUUAUAUCACCUGUUUUAAAUAUAAAACCUUUAAUGUUACAUGACACAUAUCAUAGUAUCUGUCAAUUGAAGGUGCAGUUUAUAAUUUCUAAAUUUGACUUACGGUGCGAAACGAUUCAUAGAAUCAGUUUUCAUCAAAGAAAUAAUAUUACCUACUCUUUAUCGGGUAUUUAAACGGCACAAAUGCCGAACGCUUUGUCCACUGAAUAAUUACCUGUAUGUACAUCGGACUUUAUAGGCAAAGAGAAAUUCAAUAUUGAUGUAUGGAAUUUUUUAGUGAACAUCAAUGUCGCCAAAGCUUUUAAUUAUACAGUUAAUGUUGCCUUAUAGACCAGCGCGCCUAGCGCGAUGUGGUGCGACUUAUUAUCGUAGAAUAUAGUGGUAGGUGUAAAUUCUUAUCUCCCUAUUUUUUCACGCGAUUUUUUCUCGAGGAUAUUAUUAAUGAUCCCUAGAUGAUCUGGGCGGACUACGAAGAACCAACGAACUCCAGACACGCAAUGCUGUAUAAUCAUUCAACGCAAAGUAUAAUGUACUCACUUUCCGACCCCUAAGGUUAUUGAUAAUCACGAUUAUAGAUAGCUAUAUAAUCCAUUACCGACUUAAGGCAUAGUUUCUACAAUGUUUUACAGAAUUAAGAAGUACCUCGUCAAAGAAAUCUGUUUCAGAAAAAUUCUUAUUUAAAUGGUCUCACAAAGUUAAUACAUCCUUCAGUCGUUCAAAUUGCUUUACAAUUAGUGGGACACUGUUUUGUUGUCUGAUUAACGUUAGACUUUAGUUGUUAUGAAUGUGUUAGUACAAAGAUUUAUGAUCAUGCACGAAUCCAUGUAUAAUCAUGGUCUUUCGAACGUUGUUUAUAUAUUUCAAAUUUCGAAAUUAAUAGAAUGUAUAAUUUGUAUUAUAGCUGAAAUACGCUUCUUCGCUUCUUUUCCAAUCAGACAAAAUAUAAAAUCCGGUACUGCUUAAUUGAUUCAUGUGGAAAGAAAGUAGCAUGGUUGAUCAAACCAUUCAUUGUGAUCUGCUAAAUUUCAUAAAUUGCGUAUUAAAAGUAGUGUUAUAAAUAAAGGCCCGCUGUUUCAAUUUACAUGAACAGAAAUCCAAUUGAUCGAUUUGUGUAUAAUAAGAUAAUGUGUAAUAUUUUAUUUUCAAGUACAAUAUUUCUGUUGUAGUUAUCAUGACUGGCUCAGUUCAAAUCACAAAAACGUUCAAUUUAUGUACCUACAUUCGUAUUAUUAAUACUUAAUAACAUUUGUAAUUAUAUGCUUACAAGAAUGAAUAGAUUAACCCUUGUAACUUCGGCUGGUAGGAAACGGGCAAUUUGUUGUGCCAUAAGUAUAUAUCGCCAUAUUUGGUGAAGUGUUAUAUCGCAACUCUGGUGUGUUGGGUGAACAAAGAAUACUAUACAUAAAUAUAUACAUUAUUAUAUCCAAUUUCUGAGCUUUCAAAAUCGAAUCAAGGCAAAAGUCAGGUACGAGAUUUUCAAAAGUUUUAGCAAAUCAAAUGGUCAAUUUGGUCAAAAUUAUGGAUGCAGGAUGUGAACUAUUUCGGAUUUAUCAUCUGUCUAUAAAAAUUUUAUUAUCAAUAAUACGUACUGAAUUUUAAAACGUAGCAUAAAAUAUCGUUCAUUAAAGAAAUAAAUUGAAAAUAAAAUAAUUAUUAUAUAUAACAGAGGGAACCUUAAACAAUCUUUACCGUGAGAAAAUACAAAAGACAAAAGAAAA
This is a messenger RNA of Neodiprion fabricii, 4424 nucleotides long. RefSeq names its product serine palmitoyltransferase 2 (gene lace). Gene Ontology annotation, biological process: ceramide biosynthetic process; sphingosine biosynthetic process. The transcript is spliced from 11 exons. Gene Ontology annotation, cellular component: serine palmitoyltransferase complex. Bases 504 to 2189 code for a protein of 561 amino acids. NCBI's taxonomy places the organism in Eukaryota, Metazoa, Arthropoda, Insecta, Hymenoptera, Diprionidae. The record is from RefSeq and is a predicted model, not a curated record. Gene Ontology annotation, molecular function: pyridoxal phosphate binding; serine C-palmitoyltransferase activity.